Molecule: messenger RNA, 1641 nt
Organism: Akanthomyces muscarius
Lineage: Eukaryota; Fungi; Ascomycota; Sordariomycetes; Hypocreales; Cordycipitaceae
Exons: 6
Coding region: 1-1641 (546 amino acids)
Biological process (GO): protein phosphorylation
Cellular component (GO): nucleus
Molecular function (GO): protein kinase activity; ATP binding
Source: RefSeq, a predicted model, not a curated record
AUGUCCGCAGCGGUCGCUCCGCAACACCGGCCCAGCGCCCCAAACUGCGCGCCUCAAAGGGCACCUCGCCAGCCAGACUGGAACUCGUUUUACAAGAAUGGCCUGCCGAAGGAGGUCAUUGUGAUUGAGGACUCACCCGAUCCCACAACUAGCCACACAGCUGGCAGACCAGUGCUCUCGGCCUCGGCCACAGAGAACCGAGUCUCGACCACGAGAAAGCGAAAGGCACACGAACCUUCGGAGGUCGGCUCGGUCGGGAAUGGCACCACAAAUGGGUCGAAUAUAUGCUCAAGUCACUCCGAGUCCAACCUUGGCCGGAAACGACGAAGAGUCGGAGAUCGCCAAGACGACACCCCGAGCUCUAGCCAGAGUGUGACGUCUGUCAAGAGACCAAAGUAUGAGGACUACAAACCACCCCGGGGUCCCGCCCGAAGGGUAAUGAACGCCAAUAUUCGAAUUGUGCACGAUGACAAGAGCCACAGCAGUGCCGCUUCUGUCGAUGAUGAGGACGGACACUUUAUCAUUAUCCCCGAGCAGCGUGUGGGAAGACAAUAUCGAAUCGAGAGACUGCUCGGGCAGGGCACAUUUGGCAAGGUUGUCAAGGCCUUCGACAUGGUCCGGCAAGAGCACGUCGCCCUCAAGAUUAUUCGCUCAAUUCAGAAAUACCGAGACGCCGCGAGAAUCGAACUACGAGUCCUACAAACUUUACGAAAUAAUGAUCCAGAAAACCGAUAUAGAUGCAUUCAUCCCCGAGACAGCUUCGACUACAAGGGUCAUAUUUGCAUCACCAUGGGCUUGAUGGACUCGAGUAUAUUCGAUUUUCUCAAAGCGAACAACUUUGCUCCUUUUCCCAACAGCCACAUCCAGAGCAUAGCCCAUCAGCUGCUCACUAGCGUUGCUUUUUUGCAUGAUCUCAAGCUUGUGCACACAGACUUGAAACCUGAAAAUAUCCUUCUCCAAGACGCCAACUACCAAGCCUUUACAUACAACCGCAACAUCCCCUCUGUCUCGGCGGCAACUUGCCGUCAAGUAAAGCAAAGACGAGUCCUACUGAAGCCGGAUAUUUGCCUCAUUGAUUUUGGCUCCGCAACUUUCGAAGACGAGUAUCAUAGCACGGUUGUUUCAACUAGGCACUACAGAGCUCCGGAAGUCAUACUCGGCGUGGAUUGGUCGUACCCUUGCGAUAUUUGGAGCAUAGGAUGCAUUCUGGUCGAGUUGUUCACGGGCGAUGCUUUGUUCCAGACACAUGAGAACAGGGAACAUCUCGCCAUGAUGGAAGCCGUCUGCGGUCGUCCCAUCGACAGGACGCUGGUGCAACGAGCAAACAAAGCCUUCAAAACGGCCAAGCCCGGAACACUCAACUAUUUCAAGCGCCUCAAGCUUGAGUACCCAAUCACGGAGACGACCAGAGCAUCGAGGCGAUUUGUAAAUAAUAUGAAGAAGCUGGAGGAAAUCAUACCACCCACAAAUCCGUUUCUGUCAAACUUUUUGGAUUUGUUGCACAAGAUGUUUGCAUUUGACCCGAACAGCCGAAUCACGGCAAGGGAAGCACUGCAACACGGCUGGUUCCAAGAAGGCACCCGUGAUGACGGUACCGAGGCGGCAAGACUGCAUGCCGAGCGUGCCUCUGCCGUAAGAUGA